Molecule: messenger RNA, 2579 nt
Organism: Megalobrama amblycephala (Wuchang bream)
Lineage: Eukaryota; Metazoa; Chordata; Actinopteri; Cypriniformes; Xenocyprididae
Gene: gdf10a
Product: growth differentiation factor 10a
Exons: 3
Coding region: 96-1622 (508 amino acids)
Biological process (GO): SMAD protein signal transduction; BMP signaling pathway
Cellular component (GO): extracellular region
Molecular function (GO): growth factor activity; cytokine activity
Source: RefSeq, a predicted model, not a curated record
UUGGCUGGUGGGCGGAUACGUCAGCACCUCACUCCGCUUAUGCCUGCUCCCGUGGAUUGUGGCGGUCAGAAGAAAUAAGUGAUGUAUCACAGGUUAUGCACGAGACUGAUAGAACUUUUGAAACCACUUCCUCGGUGUACUGCGUUAAAAAGCGUGAAAAGCAGCUGCUCUCCAAACCGCGUCACUGGAAAAACAUCAUUCAUACUGGAAUCCUAAAGUAUGUUUUAAUAUGUGCUAGCGCGUUUUGUAUCUAUACGGCAUUCAAUCGUCUGGAGACCUUUUUCUGUCUUUGCAACAUGACUUUUAAAUGUGUCUUUUUGACGCACCUGAUACUGCUUUGGGUUGGAUCCGAACCUGGCGCAUCUGAAGCUGUUUGGAGAAGUGCGCGCGACAGCACGACAGACGCGCUCGUGGCCACAGAUGCGCUCUCAGAGCAUAUGUUUAAACUGUAUGAGAAGUACAACAUUGAACCUAACCGACUCAAAGAGGGAAAUACUGUAAGAAGUUUUAAAGCAAAACCUGAGAAUGUGGAGCAGAGGGCCUCGUACUGGCUGAAUCUUACUUCCCUUCAGGGGUCCGAGGUGAUUCUCACAUCUACGUUUCACUUCUUUUUUGACAAGCGGCCACGCCAGAGGUCCUGGUUCUGCAAGCGCUCCAAGAACCCCUCUUGUCGCAUCCCGAACUUCCAUCUGCUACCUUCUGUCCGUCUACUUUUCCGGUCUCGCUCCUUCAGCUCAGCCCCUGGAUCACUGCUCGGAAACAUCACCGCAGUUCCUCACAGACGUGGGACCUGGCAGAGCAAGGAUGUGUCUGUCAUUAUAAAGGAGGCCCGAGAUAAGAAUCACCUUUUGAUCACUGUGGAGUUUGACUAUGGAGAGCAGUAUCAAAGGUAUCAGGACCAGCUCUCACCUUCCAGCCUUCCAUACUUGCUGGUUUAUGCUAAUGACCUGGCCAUUUCAGAGCCCAACAGUGUGGCUGUGAGCCUACAGAGAUAUGACCCUUUCAUUGCAGACCAGCAGCCAACUCAAUCUCCAGACUCCUUACCUGACAUACGUGUGAAGCGGGAACUGGAAACGGACUUCUCUGAUCCCAUUGAGAACAACGAGCUCCCGGAGGUGGAGUACAACAGCUUCAAACAGCACGAUAUGUGGGAAAGUGCUUACUUUGCGCUCAAGCCAAAGCCUUUUAAAAAAGAACGUCGGAGGAAAGGCCAGGAGCACACUGAUGGAUUCAGCAAGUCUCAGGUUCUCCGGUUUGAUGAGAAAACCAUGAAGAAGGCCCGGAGGAGACAGUGGAAAGAACCUCGCAGCUGUUCCAGGAGGUACCUGAAGGUGGACUUUGCAGAUAUCGGCUGGAACGAAUGGAUCUUGUCUCCCAAGUCUUUCGAUGCCUUCUACUGUGCGGGAACGUGUGAAUUCCCCAUUCCAAAGGUGGUCCGCCCCUCCAACCACGCAACCAUCCAGAGUAUAGUCAAGGCCGUUGGGAUAAUUCCAGGUAUCCCAGAGCCCUGCUGCGUCCCCGAGAAGAUGAAACCACUCAGUGUACUAUUUCUGGAUGAGAGCAAAAACAUUGUAUUGAAGAUCUACCCCAACAUGUCUGUGGAGACGUGCGCUUGUAGAUAGACUUGCUGCUCACAGGAAAAAAAAGACAAAUGGGCAUUGUUGUGGUUUUGACAUCCGAAUUUACCUUGAAGAGGCAUAUUGUCUUUAGCUUGCACUCGUUAGAAAGUGCACACAUUUUUAAGGACUGCAUUUCAUCUUUUAUAAAUGCUUAUCUGUGAUAUUUUCAUUUCCUCUGUUUAUUGUCGUAAACAUUUUUCAUUGUACUAGAUGAGUAACAUGAGCACUUACUCUUACACUUAUUGCUUAAAUUGUCAGCUUUGUAAGCUCCAUGACAUAAAUGGCUGUUGGACUUAUGCUUGUAGAUUACUGGAUAUACAGUAAGGUUUUAUAGCAAACCCUUUCCUUUGGCAGAACUGUUGAAUUACAUUGGAAAGUACAUUAGAAUAAAGAAUUAUUCUGUUAUUGAGUUGAAUGUUGGGUGUAGUGGCAAGUUAAGUUAACACCUUGGUGUAUAUUAAAAAUGUAAGUGUAAUUUGAUAUUUGGUUAAUUUAAAAUCAUAAAUGACGAAUUAGUGUACAUGUGAAAAAUGUGAACCCUUUAAGCAUUUACAUCAAACAGUUAGCAUGACUGCAAAGCAGUCUCAUAGUAAUUAAUCUAAACUUUUAUAUAUAAAAGUUAGUUUUGUUAGAAAACUAAGAAGCAAAAUUUUAACAACUACAUUUUGAAAAUGGCUAAUCGCUAAGGUUACUGAUAGCUAGUGCUGACUAGUUUUUCCUGUGCAUUUUUUUUUACUUUAAGAGAAGUUAUACAAUGUUCCUUUUUCCUCAUUCAGACAUGUUUGAUGAUCUUGGUGUGGUGCCAUAUUCAAGGCAUAUUUUGGCCAAAUGUGUCAGUGUGUAUAAACAAUUGUUCAUUUGGAUUCAAUAUAUUAUAUUUUAGAGAAUGUAUUUUUGUAAAUGUGUGUUUUAAAUUAUGACAACUAGCCUUAUAAGUAGAAUAAAAUAUACGUUAAACCA